Molecule: messenger RNA, 411 nt
Organism: Aureobasidium vineae
Lineage: Eukaryota; Fungi; Ascomycota; Dothideomycetes; Dothideales; Saccotheciaceae
Source: the annotation of a GenBank genome assembly
AUGGUCAACACACCCGCCAUCCGUCUAUACCGCCGGUCACUCAAGCUGGCCCUUGACUGGUCCGUCCACCGCUACCUCUGGCGCGGCCAGGCCAUGUACAUUCGCUCCCUCUUUGAAGCCAACGCCAACGUCCGCGAGCCCAGACAGCAGAGAGUGAGCUCCUCCCGUCCAUCACCACGCGCUUUCCUCCUCUGGACCACUCCAAUGCUGUCGCUACAAUACACUGGACCCUCGUUCGCUGACUGUUCUUUCUUUCUCCUCCCGCCAGNNAUCCUGUUCGACCAGACCGAAGAACUCCUCAAGCAGUGGAAGCACCCCGACCCAUACCGUCCUCCCACCGCUCCCGGCGGCAGCAAGUACGAGCGUAACUUGCCCUGCCCCAUCCUUGAGCCCCCUCCGCCAGGCUGCUAA